This is a messenger RNA of Conger conger (European conger), 2457 nucleotides long. Its product is annotated as zinc-binding protein A33-like. The record is from RefSeq and is a predicted model, not a curated record. Gene Ontology annotation, molecular function: protein binding; zinc ion binding. NCBI's taxonomy places the organism in Eukaryota, Metazoa, Chordata, Actinopteri, Anguilliformes, Congridae. The transcript has 6 exons. The coding region runs from base 12 to 1445 and encodes 477 amino acids.
GAGACUGUAACAUGGAGGCUAAAGCUUUAUUUCCUGAGGACGAUCUCUGUUGCUCUCUAUGUUGUGACAUUUUUAAAGAGCCUGUUCUCCUGAAAUGCAGCCACAGCUUCUGUAGAGUGUGUCUGCAGAAGUGGUGGGUACAGAAUAGCUCUCGAGAGUGUCCCAUCUGCAGGAGAAAGGCUUCUAUGGAGAAACCACCUCUAAACCUGGCCUUAAGAAGCAUUGUGGAGACUUACUUAAAGCAGAAGACUGAGAGAGAAACUACAGACAAGACUGAGGCUCGCUGUAGCCUUCAUGGGGAGAAACUUCUUUUAUUCUGUGAACAUGACAAAGAGCCUCUCUGUGUCAUCUGUCAGACAUCAAAAAAACACAGAAACCACCCGGUCUGUCCAGUGGAAGAGGCUGCACUAGAGCUGAAGGAGGAACUCAAGCCUGCACUUAAUCUUAUUGAAGAAAAACUGAAGAAGUUUAAUGUGGUUGAACAAGGAUGUAAAAACACAGCAAAACAUAUCAGGAGUCAAGCCCAGGACACAGAGAGGCAGAUAAAGGUGGAGUUUGAGAAGCUCCACCAGUUCCUGCGUGAGGAAGAGGAGGCCAGACUAGCUGCACUGAAAGAGGAAGAGGAGAAGAAGAGUCAGAUAAUGGAGAGGAAGUUGGAACAUAUCACUAGAGACAUCUCCACCCUUACAGACAAAAUCACUGCUAUAGAGACGGCCAUGGAGACCGAAGACACCUCCUUUUUAAAGAGCUACAAGAACAUCAAGGAAAGAGCCCAGUGCACACUGCAAGACCCAGAGCUGCUCUCAGGGGCGCUGAUAGAUGUGGCCAAACACCUGGGCAACCUGAAGUUCAGAGUCUGGGAGAAGAUGCUGGGGAUGGUGCAGUACACUCCUGUGAUGCUGGACCCCAACACUGCACGUGUCGAUCUCUCUCUCUCUGAUGAUCUGACCACUGUGAGAGACACAGAUACAGUGCAGAACUGUCCUGACAACCCAGAGAGGUUUAAUUGCUGUCCGUGUGUGCUGGGAUCUGAGGGGUUUACCUCAGGGAAACACAGCUGGGAGGUGAAGGUUGGGAAUAAACCUAAAUGGACUAUAGGAGUGGUGAAAGGGUCUGUCAACAGGAAGGGAGAUAUAACAUGCCACCCAAAGACAGGAUUCUGGGUCAUAAUGUUGAGGAAUGGUGAUGAGUACUAUGCAUCUGGAGCAGCUGACCUCACACUGGCGAGGAAACCCCAGAUCAUCAGGGUGCAGCUGGACUAUAACAGGGGGGAGGUGUCCUUCUUCAACUCCAGUGACAUGUCACUCAUUCACACUUUUAAAGACACAUUUACUGAGAGGGUGUUCCCAUACUUUGGUCCCUGUUUGAGAGAUGGCGGUAAGAAUGAUGGACCCCUGCAAAUCUGCCCAGUGAAAGUCUCUGUAACAGUGACAUCAUCCCAGUGAGGGUGUUUGUUUAAAAAUUAAACGAGAAAUGCAGUCAGAGAUUUAGGAUGUGUCUGAUCUGCCUCAGCAUGUCUGGCUGUUGACUUGAACAGUGGGAGACUUGCUGGAGAUGAUCGGGGGGGUUGAUGGUGUACCAGUACCAAAUGGAAGGCAGGCACACACAGAUGUACACUGUCAGUGCCUAGAAAGGGACACAAAUCUGGUACAAAGGGGGGUGUCUGGCACAAGGGAGUAAUGACAAUUUGGUUAUUUGCUUUUACCUGGUGUGUUUUAUGCUGUAAAGGAGACCAUUUUUUCUUGUUAAUGUAUUUCUAAAUCUAAACUUUGGAAACUGUUACUUUACAAAAAUGUUACUUUACAAAGGACCAAAUUCUUUCACAUUUAUGGCGUAUUAUAGGUCAUAUGCAUUUCAUAAUUUCAAUUCAUUCAUUUUAUUUUCAUCACCAAUUAUUUUGUUGAGUUACUCAACUGUACAUGCAUUUUUGGUAAUGUACAUACAGGCUGUAUCUUUUGGGUUCUGUUUUGAAUCAUUUCAACUUUAUUUCAUGUAGUGUUUAUACAUAAAACAGAUGCACUCUUGUGGGUAAAUCAACUCACAAUUUUAUACCUGAUAGAUGUCAUUCCUGUUGAACUGGAUUCAUGAGACCAUGUACAAGCUUUAAUUGUGAUUAUGGUGAGCUCUUGUUAGUUUGACUCCAUCAGUCUCCUGGGCUCUUUUCAGAUUGUACUUUGCAGAUGCAAUGAAGAAUAAGUUCACUCUGUAGAAUUUACAUCUGAGGCUUCAGUAGCCUUACCUGCACACCUGCCAUUGGUCUCAAACUCUUUUCAUAUAUGCAUGAUAUGUUUAUACUGAAUGUCGGAUGUAAUGAUGAUGUAUGGGAAACAAGUCCACUAUAUACACCAGAUAAUCAGUCUAAAACUAUAAAAAACAUAAGGCUUUGCAUUUGUAUGUAUCCUUUGUGUACACUGUAUGUACAUGCUCUGACAUAAAUGUGUUCUGUCUCAAAUGGUA